Molecule: messenger RNA, 3366 nt
Organism: Peromyscus eremicus (cactus mouse)
Lineage: Eukaryota; Metazoa; Chordata; Mammalia; Rodentia; Cricetidae
Gene: Slc22a11
Product: solute carrier family 22 member 11
Exons: 10
Coding region: 1-1656 (551 amino acids)
Biological process (GO): transmembrane transport
Cellular component (GO): membrane
Molecular function (GO): transmembrane transporter activity
Source: RefSeq, a predicted model, not a curated record
AUGGCGUUUGAGGAGCUUCUGGCCAGGGCUGGGGGUGUGGGACUCUUCCAGGUCCUGCAGAUCUGCACCUUGCUUCUCCCUGCCCUCUUGGUACCUUUUCACAUACUUCUGGAGAAUUUCUCGGCCGCUGUCCCAGACCACCGCUGCUGGACCCAUGUGCUGGACAACAGCUCUGAGGUGCCCACUAACCUGACCCGCGAGGCCCUCCUGGCCAUCUCCAUCCCACUUGGCCCCAACCUGCAGCCUGACCAGUGCCGCCGCUUCCGCCAUCCACAGUGGCAGUUCCUGGACCCCAAUGCCACAGCUGCCAACAAGAGUGAGGCCGCCACAGAGCCAUGUGUGGAUGGUUGGGUCUAUGACCACAGUACCUUCACGUCGACCGUUGUAACCAGGUGGGACCUGGUGUGUAGCUCCCAGAGCCUGAAGGCCCUGGGCCAGGCCAUCUUCAUGACUGGGACCCUGGCAGGAGCCUUUGUCUGGGGAUUUCUCUCCCACCGGCUGGGGCGAAAGCCGAUGCUGGUCUGGUGCUGUCUGAAAGUGGCUGUGGCUGGUGCUGGCGCCAUCUUGGCUCCCAACUUCUUCAUCUACUGUGGUCUUCGGUUCCUGAGUGCCUUUGGGCUGGCUGGUAUCAUUAUGGCCCAGGCCACACUGAUGGCUGAGUGGACCACAAUCCGCAGGAGGGAUGUUACCAUGACGAUCUUGGGCUGCACUUACAGCACAGGCCAGAUGGCCUUGGCAGGCCUGGCCUUGGCCUUGCGGGACUGGCGAAACCUCCAACUGGCUGUGUCCAUCCCCUUCUUGGCCAUAUUCCUGCUGUCCUGGUGGCUGCCAGAAUCUGCACGAUGGCUGAUUACCACAGGCCAACCAGAAAAAGCGCUUCAGGAACUCCAGAAGGUAGCCAGGAUAAAUGGCCACAAAGAAGCCAAACAGAUGCUGACCAUAGAGGUGAGUCAGGAAAAUAUGUCCAAUAGAGUGUUAUCUGCAACUGAGACUCAGGGAUCUGUGCUGGACCUGUUCCGUGUGCCCGUGCUCUUCCAGAGAACUUGCGUCAUCGCAUUGGUGAACUUCUCCCUAUUGUUGUCCUAUUAUGGCCUGGUCCUGGACCUGCAAAGCCUGGGCGGGAACCUCUUCCUCUUGCAGACCCUCUUUGGAGCCGUGGACUUCCUGGGCCGAGCCACAGCCGUCCCAUUGCUCAGGUUCCUGGGCCGCCGCACGACCCUGGUGGGCUUCUUUGCCCUGUCGGGGUUCUGCAUCUCAGCCAAUGUGCUGGUGCCACAAGACCUGCAGACUCUUCGUGUGGCCCUGGCCACCCUGGGGAAAGGCUGUUGCGGGGUCUGUUUGUCGUCUCUCUCUGUGUACAAGACAGAGCUCUUCCCGACACAGCUGAGGAUGGCAGCGGAUGGCUUCCUGCAAUCUGUGGGCCGCCUGGGGUCCAUAACAGGCCCCUUGAUUAAGAUGGCCAGCCAGGCCCUGCCCCUGAUACCACCACUCACCUAUGGAGCUUUUCCCAUUGCCUCAAGCCUGGUCCUCCUGUUCUCCCUCCCGGAGACCCAGGGCAUUCCACUCCCAGACACCAUCCAGGACUUGGAGGGCGGAUCAUCCACAGCCAAGGGUAACCAGCAAGAGGGGGUCAUUAUGGAGAGCACCUGGUUCUAGAAACGUCACCACCAUUGGAGCCUUUGGCUGGCUGAAGCCUCCUGGGAAGGAGUGGCCUCUUCUUCGGUGUGAAGGAGGAAGCCCAUGAAUGACCAGGAGGACUCACCCUAGCAGGGCCGGCAACAUGGCUGCCUCCUCUAGCUGGAGGUAACUCUCAAUCCAGUACUUCCCUUCCUCAACACAGUCUCCAUCCUGCCCAAGCUGGAUGUCCUCUCCACACCUUCACUCAGGACCCUAGCUCGAGAUUAGGGCUUCAGACUCCCCAUUGUGUCCUCAACUGAGUCCUCAGCUAUAAAAUGGAGGAAGGCACUUACCUUCCAGGGUUGGGUAUGGGGCGAACUGAUCUUCGUUCUGGUGAGAGUUCAGUACCCAGUAUGCUAACAGCUGCCAUGUGUGGGUACGUAGGUUGUGCAUCUUCUCGAGGCACUCCCCAGAGGAAGCCUGUGGGAGCCGGGAUUAGCUGGGGUUCGCCCUGGUUCAGCCACCUGCCCUCCAGGAGCAGUGAAUAUUACAAGAAAGGGACGCUUUAAUCACUUCCUGUUGCUCAUUGGUGUAGCUAGAGUUUUCCUGCCCGGCCCACAGUCAGGACAAAUCUCUGUCACCCGCCAGUCCCACAGUCGCUCAGACCCAACCAAGUUAAUGCAGAGAUUUAUAUUGCUUACAAACUGUAUGGCCAUGGCAGGCUUCUUGCUAACUGUUCUUAUAUCUUAAUUUAAUCCAUUUCUAUAAAUCUAUACCUUGCCACCUGGCUCGUGGCUUACCGGCAUCUUCACAUGCUGCUUGUCAUGGCAGCGGCUGGCAGUGUCUCCUUCCGCCUUCCUGUUCUCUCAAUUCUCCUCUCUGUUAGUCCCGCCUAUACUUCCUGCCUGGCCACUGGCCAAUCAGUGUUUUAUUUAUUGACCAAUCAGAGCAAUUUGACAUACAGACCAUCCCACAGCACAUUGGUGAGGGGUAGAUUCCUGCCCUGGGUUUACACAUGGUCCAAACACUGAACAGACAAGACCAAUGGCAAUUUAAUUUAUCAUAGUCACAUGCCAGAGAGGCUAGCCCUACCACACCACACAGGCCACACGGGAUCUGCACCCAGUGUCAAUAAACACCCAGGAGCUGUGGGAAGCAGGAUUCGAAGUACCAAGUGACUCCUGGCUUCUGCGGAAGAUGUGACUAGCUUGCUUGCUGGUGGACAGGGAACCAAAGCCCACUGGUUAAAAACACCAUUUUGGUGUCCAAGGGCUGUGCCGCCUCUGGGCCAUGUUGAUCUGAGUGGCUUGUGCUGCCACCAGGGGACAUGAUGACAUCCGGACUGAGCUGCUGCCAGGGCCAUGUCUGGAUUCAUGGGUCUGAACAGCCACCUGAUACCAUGUCGGUGUCCGAGGGUCUGCCAUACUCAUCUGGGUGGCCUGUGUUGCUAUCGGGGCCAUGGUGAUGUCUGGGCUGAGCUGUGACCGAGAGCCACAUCUGGGUCCAUGUUCCUGUUGCAGCUGGUGUCUGUGAUAAUGUCCAUGGCCUGUGUUUCCACAGGGGUCACAGAAACCAUGCAUAUUGAAAUCCGAGGGCCAGGCUGAAUUGUCCCUGCCCUUCACUGGCCCUGGGAUAGCUGGCCCUGCCCCUCGUUGUAUACUGCAGUAGAAGAGCUGGAUCUGCCCUUCCAUGGGAGAGCUACCCUCCACCUGCCCCCGCACUCAGGAGAGAUGGCCCCAACCCUUACCA